This is a messenger RNA of Cannabis sativa, 2201 nucleotides long. RefSeq names its product BTB/POZ domain-containing protein At5g41330. Bases 685 to 2079 code for a protein of 464 amino acids. Gene Ontology annotation, molecular function: protein binding. The transcript has a single exon. NCBI's taxonomy places the organism in Eukaryota, Viridiplantae, Streptophyta, Magnoliopsida, Rosales, Cannabaceae. Gene Ontology annotation, biological process: protein homooligomerization. The record is from RefSeq and is a predicted model, not a curated record.
AAUCACUCUAUAUAUUAUUUUUUAUUUUUAUAGUCUAAAUUACUAGAUAAGUUGCUAUAUGGAUUUGAUUUAUAAUUUAAAUUGUUCGUUGGUUGUUUCAGUAAUUAUUUUGUGUAUUCCCGUAUAAAUAAAUAAAUAAAAACUUUCAAAGAAACCCCUCUUUUCUAUUAAUUUAAUUAUUGGAAAAGAUAAAUUAUGAUAAGUUUUGUUGUGAAUUCUAAAGAUGAGACGUCAGAAUCAAUUGCUUUGCUUUGCCGUUAUUUGUUGUAUGGUAUUUGGUUACUUGAGUCUCAACAAUAUAUAAAACGGUCAAAAGUCCAACUUGGACAGCUACUAAUUUAUUCCCUUUUUCUCGAAUAAGUUUAUAUUUUUAUAUUAGACCUAGCCAUAAUUGACCAAGAUUUUGCAUGAUUUCAUCAAAUAAAAUAAAAAUAAACAAUUCCAUCAAAAUAAAGAGAAUAAUAAAAUAAACAAAAGCCCAAGCCCAUGUCUUUGACUUUCUAGAAGCUCUCUUCAAAUAUAUAUGUAUACAUAUUUAUUUUCAUAAUUGACAGAAAAAUAAGCCAUUGUUCACAACUACCAAAACCACCAGCUCCACCAACUCCGUAAGCCAUUGCCGCUUUCUCUUCCAAUACCCAAUACCUUUCUCUUUCGGCCAAAAACCUUCAUCUGGGUCUUCUCAAAAUGCCUCCUUUUGAAGGUUUAGCUUCUCCUCCGUACAGUUCAGAGUCUAACAUAGUCACCAUUGAUGUGGGUGGCCAGCUCUUUCAGACAACAAAGCAAACCCUUGCUCUCGCCGGACCCAACUCCCUCUUCGGUAGAAUCUCCGAUUCAUCUUCUCGGCAAGGUGUUCCGUUCGUUGAUCGAGACCCCGACUUGUUUUCCGUUCUACUUUCGCUUCUCCGAACUGGCAAUCUUCCGUCUAAAGCCAAAGCUUUCGAUGUCCAAGACCUAAUAUUCGAAUCCCAAUUCUAUGGUAUCGAUAACCUUUUGGUCAAUUCAGUAUCGAACCCGUCUCAGUUUGAAGCCUUUAAUCUCGAGAAAUCCAUGGUUUUGGCCUUGAACGGCCGUGAUUCUCCCUCAGUCAUCGCCUCAACACCGUUCGGAUCGCUCCACGUGGCUCACGGCAGCAAGAUCACGUCUUUCGAUUGGUCUCUGAGGAAGAAAAAUACCAUCCUGACUCAAUUCACGGCAGUCGAUUCUAUGCUGGCGAUUUCUCCGUCGGUGGUGGCCGCCGGAGCUACGGAUUUCUCAGGGCUCCAGAUUCUCGAUCUCGAAAAUGGGUUCGUGAAACAUAGUUUGAAUUGGGAGAAUGUGACUCGGUCUAGCUCAACGGUUCAAGCAAUUGGUUCUUCUCCUGAGUUACUUUUCGUUAGUUUCGAAUCGGGUCGUAGGAACUCGAAUUCAAUUAUGGUUUAUGAUUUGAAUACCUUGAGUCCAGUUACUGAGAUUGGUCAUUGUGAGAUUUAUGGUGCGGAGCUCAACUCAGCUAUUCCAUCGACAAAGUUGAGUUGGGUUCAGGGUAGGAAUUUGUUAAUGGCUUCUGGGUCUCAUAGUGGCCCUUCAGGAGUUUCAGGGGACAUAAAGUUUUGGGAUAUUCGUUCUGGUAAUGUGAUUUGGGAUCUGAAAGAGAGCGUUGAUUGCUUCUCAGAUAUCACAGUUUCAGAUGACUUGUCUGCUAUGUUCAAGGUGGGUGUGAAUUCAGGUGAAGUGUUCUUUUCUGAUUUGAGAAACUUAGGAGCUGAGAAUCCAUGGGUUUGUCUUGGGGACAAGAGAAGAGGAUUUAUUAAUGGGAAGAAGGAAGGCGUUGGUUACAAGAUUGAAAGCCAUGGAAGUCAAGUGUUUUGCAGCAAAGGAGGAGAUAUUGAGCUCUGGUCAGAAAUAGCUAUGAGCUCUAAAAAGAGAAUUGAAGAAGAUGGGUUGGAAGAGAGAGUGUUUAGGAAGAAUUUGAUGGGGAAAGUGAAGGACAUGGGUGGUAACAAGAUAACCAAUUUGGGAUUUGGAGGGAACAAAAUGUUUGUCACCAGAAAAGACCAACAAACUGUUGAGGUUUGGCAAAGUUCAUCUAGAGGAUUUUGAUCGUAUUAAUAAAGCUUAAUUUUAUUUUAUUUUUUUUUAAUCAAACAAUUUGUAAAUACACUUCUUUUGUUUGACAAUGAUAUUGUGAUACGAUUCAUUAUAAAUUAAUUUUUUUAAUAUAA